AUGAAUCUGUACGCAUUCAUAACACUCUCCAUCUUAAGUCUCUGCUGUUGCGAAGAAUGUCGCUUAAACACCCGACCACCAGAAAUGGGAAUAGAAAGGAACUUACGGAACAAGCUUACUAAAUGCUACGCCGAAAUAUUGAAGCCCCCGGUCAAUAAGGACUCAAACGCGGUAAUCGUCAAGAUGGACUAUUUACUAAUAUCCUUUAAUUUUGAUUCUAACGAAGAAAUACUCACGCUAUAUAGCUGGAACUAUUUUGACUGGCAAGAUGAUAGAUUGGCAUGGAAGCCUGAGGAUUACAAGGGUAUAAAAUGGACGGAAGUUGCGAGUUUCAACAUUUGGAGUCCGGGGCUGAAGUUGAUCAAUUCGGCUGAUGCGGAUGAUUUUGACUUCUUCUACACGAAAUGCGGGUUGAACAGCACAGGCCACGUUAGGUGCGGUAUCCAGGCAGAACACAAAGUCUUCUGCACUUCUGACUUAACCAACUGGCCUUAUGACACAAAGAGUUGCAUGCUUCAAUUUGACCAAUGGCGACCGCAGGAAACCAAAGUGUUCUUCAGCUUGAGCCAUAUCAAAUUUGAAUUGGAGGCGUCUCGAAAUGCUGGAUGGAAGACCGUUCGCACAAAAGUCUUCAAGAAUUUUUCAACUGGAAUACAGUCUGCCGUUAAAUUCCAUUUCAAAAGACUGGCAGAGGGCCUAGAAGCUAUUUUAGUGGUUCCAGCUUUUGUAUUAAGUGUGCUGACAGUGACGGCUCUCCUGUUGGACUAUAGAGACAUCAACCGAUUAGGGAUACUGUGCAUGACUUUGAUCAGCCAUUUCGUUUUCUCUAACGAAGUAUCCGAAAACGUUCCAAAACAUAGUGCAAAUACUCCUGUCAUAUUGUCCUUCAUUAGCUGUUCUACUGUUAUGACUGUACUUUGCUUUGUAUUGUCGUUUUGCUUUAGAUAUUUGGGAAAGAAGAAAACUCAACCACCUACGUGGAUUGCUUCUUAUAAUGAUUUUGUCUUGGAUGGGUAUUGCAAAUAUGGCGUAUUUACAAAAUGGGAGGUGACUCAGCAAGAUCCAGAAAUUAUACCGAAUGUAGAAUGGGUUAACUUUAUUAGUAUUGCUAAUAGCAGCAUCCUGUUUGUAGUGAUAGUUACUUAUAUUUACUUGCUUUCGGCUUAUAUUCCAAAGAAGCCAGACUUCACAUUCGUUUUCGAUUCUUAA
This is a messenger RNA of Cydia amplana, 1209 nucleotides long. RefSeq names its product neuronal acetylcholine receptor subunit alpha-3-like. The transcript has a single exon. Gene Ontology annotation, cellular component: neuron projection; plasma membrane; synapse. Gene Ontology annotation, biological process: regulation of membrane potential; signal transduction; chemical synaptic transmission. Lineage: Eukaryota; Metazoa; Arthropoda; Insecta; Lepidoptera; Tortricidae. The coding region runs from base 1 to 1209 and encodes 402 amino acids. Gene Ontology annotation, molecular function: transmembrane signaling receptor activity; transmitter-gated monoatomic ion channel activity involved in regulation of postsynaptic membrane potential; excitatory extracellular ligand-gated monoatomic ion channel activity. The record is from RefSeq and is a predicted model, not a curated record.